GUUUUAUCGUCACUAUUGUCACCCACGUGGUACACAUCAAGUUUCAAGACAGAAGAUGUUUCCCCUGACAAGAUGCUCUCGCUGGUUGCUCUCCAGACAGCCCCAGGUCAUCUCAGCAGCUGGCUCUGUCAGAGGUCCCCGGAAACUCAGCGGGAGUGCUGUGGCCAUGGCUCCCAUUGAGAGGGUGACUGUGAUUGGCAGUGGACUCAUGGGGUCUGGGAUAGCACAGGUAGCGGCUCAGACGGGACACGGUGUGCAGCUAGUGGAUGUGAGUCAAGAUGUCCUCUCUGUGGCUAGCAAGAGAAUUGAGAGCAGUCUGGCCAGGGUGGCCAAGAAAAAAUUCGCUGAAGACCCUCAGGCUGGCGUGGAUUUUGUCAAAACCACUCUGGGCCGAAUCCAGUUCACAGUUGAUGCAGUAGAGGCGGCCAAGUCAUGUGACCUAGUGAUAGAGGCGAUUGUGGAGAACGUAGGGGUUAAACAGAAACUGUUCUCGGAACUAGACAAGGCUGCUCCAAGCUCCACCAUCUUCACAAGCAACACAUCCUCUCUCUCCAUCACUGAGAUAGCCAGCUCCACCGACCGUAGAGACAGGUUUGGAGGACUCCACUUCUUCAACCCUGUACCAGUCAUGAAACUUCUGGAGGUGAUUCGUAUUGAUGAGACGAGUGAUGCUACAUUCGAUGCUCUCAUGAAGUUUGGAAAGGCCAUGAAAAAGACCACCGUCUCAUGCAAGGACACCCCUGGUUUCAUUGUGAACAGACUGCUGGUGCCCUACCUGGCUGAGGCUGUCAGACUGUUAGAGAGAGGUGAAGCCAGUGCUCAGGACAUAGACACGGCCAUGAAGUUGGGAGCUGGCCAUCCCAUGGGACCAUUUGAACUACUUGACUACGUCGGCUUGGACACCACAAAGUUCAUUCUGGAAGGAUGGUCCGAGCGUUUCCCUGACAACCCGCUGUUUAAACCUACUGAGCAUGUUAACCAGCUAGUGGAGGCAGGAAAGAUUGGCAUGAAGAGUGGAGAAGGCUUCUAUUCUUACAAAAAGAGUUAACAAUUUAGUGAACCGUAUAUUGAAGUGUAUCAUGCUUUGUUUGUACAUGCAGUACUUGAUAGGGUGUGUAUUUUCAUUGAACGUUACUAUCAAGUCA
Molecule: messenger RNA, 1145 nt
Organism: Halichondria panicea
Lineage: Eukaryota; Metazoa; Porifera; Demospongiae; Suberitida; Halichondriidae
Product: hydroxyacyl-coenzyme A dehydrogenase, mitochondrial-like
Exons: 8
Coding region: 56-1048 (330 amino acids)
Biological process (GO): fatty acid beta-oxidation
Cellular component (GO): mitochondrion
Molecular function (GO): (3S)-3-hydroxyacyl-CoA dehydrogenase (NAD+) activity; NAD+ binding
Source: RefSeq, a predicted model, not a curated record